This is a messenger RNA of Botrytis byssoidea, 1743 nucleotides long. RefSeq lists its product as uncharacterized. Gene Ontology annotation, cellular component: membrane. The record is from RefSeq and is a predicted model, not a curated record. Gene Ontology annotation, molecular function: phosphate transmembrane transporter activity. NCBI's taxonomy places the organism in Eukaryota, Fungi, Ascomycota, Leotiomycetes, Helotiales, Sclerotiniaceae. Bases 1 to 1743 code for a protein of 580 amino acids. Gene Ontology annotation, biological process: phosphate ion transport; transmembrane transport. The transcript is spliced from 7 exons.
AUGGCGAGCCCAGAGCUUCCAAGAGAAUCCGCACCUCAUCCAUCAGCUCCCGCUGCUCUUCACACAACAUCGGGUGGAAAUGCCGUUUGGCACAAUUUUAACAAUGAUUUUGCUCACAUCCAAGAUCCCAAUGAGAGACGAAGACUCGCUCUAGCGGAAAUCGAUCGCGCUCCUUUCGGAUGGUACCAUGUUCGUGCGUGUGUGGUUGCCGGCAUUGGGUUCUUUACCGAUUCUUAUGAUAUCUUUGCUGUUGGACUCCUCACCACCAUGCUGGGAAUAGUUUAUUUUCCGCACAACAAAGGAGUUAUGCCAACUACUUCCGACACGGCAAUCAAGGUCUCGACGAGUGCGGGAACGGUGGUUGGUCAAUUUGGAUUUGGUAUCUUGGCGGAUAUUGUAGGACGGAAGAAGAUGUAUGGACUGGAGUUGAUCAUUAUCAUUUUUGCUACGUUGGCACAAUCUCUAACCUCGAGUUCUCCGGCUGUGAACAUCGUGGGCGUCAUAAUCUUCUGGCGUGUUCUUAUGGGUAUCGGAAUUGGUGGUGAUUACCCACUCUCAUCUAUUAUCACAUCAGAAUUCGCUACCACCAAAUGGCGUGGAGCAAUGAUGGGAGCAGUCUUCGCCAUGCAAGGAAUCGGCCAAUUCGUCGCCGGUCUUGUCAUGCUAAUCUUAGUCGCCGGCUUCAAAGAAUCUCUCCUGACCGCCAAAUCCGCCGCAGUAUGUCAAGGGGUAUGCGGCUUGGCAGUUGAUAAAAUGUGGAGAGUACUUAUUGGAUUUGGUGCGGUGCCAGCUUGUGUGGCACUCUACUACCGACUCACGAUCCCCGAAACACCGCGCUAUACAUUCGAUGUUGCGCGCGAUGUGGAACAAGCGCAAUUAGAUGUCGAAGCAUAUAUAGCCGGUAAAGCAGAAGGACACCCGGAUGAAAUAGCGCGAGUCCAGGGACUCCAGGCCGGCAAGUCUCAAAUGAAAAUCCCCAAAGCUAGUUGGAGUGAUUUCGUCGCUUAUUAUUCGCAAUGGAAAAAUGGGAAAAUCCUCUUUGGUACGGCUGGUUCUUGGUUUUUGCUCGAUGUGGCUUGGUAUGGAUUAUCGUUGAAUAAUCCUGUCAUAUUGACUGCGAUCGGUUAUUCAACGGGUCCGACGGUCUACAAAACCCUAUUGAAUACCGCGAUUGGAAAUCUCAUCAUUGUGUGUGCUGGUGCGAUCCCAGGGUAUUGGGUUACGGUUGCAACAGUUGAUACGAUUGGACGGAAGCCGAUCCAACUUAUGGGAUUUGUUGUUCUCACGAUUAUUUUUAUCGGGAUGGGUUUUGGUUACCAUAAACUUUCGGGGCAUGGGUUACUGGGUCUUUACGUGGUUGCCCAAUUUUUCUUUAACUUUGGACCCAACACAACAACCUUCAUCGUGCCGGGCGAAUGCUUCCCCACGCGCUACCGCAGCACCUCUCACGGGUUCAGCGCCGGCAUGGGCAAGAUUGGUUCCAUCAUCGGCCAAGCGGCCAUCGCGCCCCUGCGUGUGCGAGGCGCAACUGCAAAAUCUGCAAGCCCAUGGUUAGAUCAUGUUCUGGAGAUCUAUGCAGUCUUCAUGUUUGCGGGGAUAUUUACAACGCUGUGUAUACCCGAGACGAAGAGGAUUAGUUUGGAGGUGUUGAGUGGAGAGGAUUAUGGGAGUGAGGGGGUGAGAAGUGGGGGGAGUGGGAGUGAGAGGGGGAAAGGGGUCGAGGUGGAGGCGAAGAGUGUUUAA